AUGUCAAACGAAAAAGAAGCAGAGGUCUCGCCGAACGUCGAGAUGACCGACGUAGAUUCUCACACUGCAGUAAAACGAAAACGCUCUGAAAAGACAUCGUCGACUGUUACUCAAUUUACCAUUCGCAAUCCACAAUGGUCAUACCUUCAUCUCUCCCUAAUCACGAAUUCGCCAAAUUAUCAAUUGGACGCCUUGACUGCGCACCUGCACCUCCGUGCUGCUCUAUCCCAAUUUCUUGGCUUGCAUGGAACUGCUAUGCCCAUCGAUAUUCUCAAGCUGUCCGGCAACGACGUCUACGUUCGCGUGCCCAACGAGGACUCUAGUGCUGUCGUGAUAGCUGUUGGCGGCUGGGUUGGUAAAGCUGGCGAAGGCUGGAGAGUAAAGAACUCCGGAUCCUGGGGUGCUGGUCUGCACUCAAGCACUACUGGCGCUGAUUUGUUCAAAUGA
Molecule: messenger RNA, 447 nt
Organism: Aureobasidium namibiae CBS 147.97
Lineage: Eukaryota; Fungi; Ascomycota; Dothideomycetes; Dothideales; Saccotheciaceae
Exons: 1
Coding region: 1-447 (148 amino acids)
Biological process (GO): tRNA processing; intronic box C/D snoRNA processing; nuclear-transcribed mRNA catabolic process, RNase MRP-dependent
Cellular component (GO): ribonuclease MRP complex; nucleolar ribonuclease P complex
Molecular function (GO): ribonuclease MRP activity
Source: RefSeq, a predicted model, not a curated record